AUGGCGCAGACCUUCACCAAUCCAAUAAUAUGGGAAGAUCUCGCCGACAACGAGGUCCAUCGAGUGGACGAUACUUUCUACAUGACGGCUUCGACUAUGCACUACUCGCCAGGCGCUCCCAUCCUGCGGUCCAAAGACUUGGUCAACUGGGAGUAUUUCAGCCAUUCGGUGCCUUCCCUCGACUGGGGUACCAAGUACGACCUGGUCGAUGGUCAGAGAGCUUACAUCAAAGGCAUCUGGGCAUCUUCCCUUCGUCAUCGGGCGAGCAACGGUCUGUGGUACUUUGUUGCUUGCAUCGAAUUUUCAAAGACGUACAUCUACACGGCUUCGAACCCUGCCGGUCCCUGGACAAGAGCGGGCACGAUCGACAAUUGCUACUACGAUGUGGGUCUGAUGUUUGACGACGAUGACACUCCUUAUGUGGCUUACGGAAACACGGCUAUUUCGGUUGCCCAACUGUCGGCCGACGGUCUUUCCGAGGUCCGCUCGGAGGUUGUAUACAACACUCCUAGCAGCAUCGGUGCCUUGGAAGGCUCUCGCAUGUACAAACGAAAUGGCAACUACUACAUCUUCCUCACCCGACCGCCUGAUGGGCAAUACGUGCUCCAAUCCUCCAGCCCGUGGGGUCCGUACACGGUCAAGGUGCUUGCUGACAAGCUAAGCCUUACUGCUGUGCCUAGUGCGGGCUCGCCUCACCAAGGAAGCCUAGUUGAUACACCCAACGGGGACUGGUACUACAUGGGCUUCGUGGAUGGAUAUCCAGGAGGUCGCUUUCCAGUUCUUGCCCCAAUUACCUGGGGCAGUGAUGGAUUCCCGUCUCUGACACUAGUGAACGGCCAAUGGGGAGACUAUCCAUACCCUCUUGCAAAAGUUGAUGUCCAAAGCUCUCUCGGCACAGACUCUUUUACGGGAACGACCCUUCGGCCUGAAUGGGAAUGGAAUCACAAUCCUGACACAAACGGCUUCACGAUAAACGAUGGACUUACUCUCCGUACUGUCACUAUCACGUCCGAUCUCUAUCAAGCCCGUAACACUCUCAGCCACCGCAUUCGAGGCCCCAUCGGAACUGGCACAGUCCGUCUUGAUGUCGCCAAUAUGGCUGACGGUGAUCGUGCUGGCCUCGCAGCGCUGCGCGAUCAGUCUUCGUUGAUCGGGAUUGAGCGUUCCGGGGACGCGUACGACAUCAUUCUCAUGGGCGGUAUCGACAUGAACUCGGAUUGGACAACGGCUUCGACCGGCACGGUGGUGCAGCGGCAAAGCCUUACGCUCAGCGGCUCGAAGGAAGUCUAUCUGAGCAUGAAGGCGGAUAUUCGGCCUGGAGGAGCUGGCAAUGUCGUUUUCAGCUACAGCACUGACGGUCAGACCUUCACAACUCUUGAAUCGUCAUUCUCUCUUCACAACGAUUGGCAAUUCUUCAUGGGUUACCGGUAUGGAAUCUUCAACUAUGCUACGAAGGCUCUCGGAGGCUCUAUGCGAGUUGUGUCGUUCACCAGCGAAGCGUAG
Molecule: messenger RNA, 1503 nt
Organism: Colletotrichum chrysophilum
Lineage: Eukaryota; Fungi; Ascomycota; Sordariomycetes; Glomerellales; Glomerellaceae
Exons: 1
Coding region: 1-1503 (500 amino acids)
Biological process (GO): carbohydrate metabolic process
Molecular function (GO): hydrolase activity, hydrolyzing O-glycosyl compounds
Source: RefSeq, a predicted model, not a curated record